Messenger RNA from Mastomys coucha (southern multimammate mouse), 4234 nucleotides. It is a transcript of the gene Mcf2, whose product is annotated as MCF.2 cell line derived transforming sequence. The record is from RefSeq and is a predicted model, not a curated record. The transcript has 28 exons. The coding region runs from base 260 to 3526 and encodes 1088 amino acids. Gene Ontology annotation, molecular function: guanyl-nucleotide exchange factor activity. Gene Ontology annotation, biological process: dendrite development; intracellular signal transduction. Gene Ontology annotation, cellular component: cytoplasm. NCBI's taxonomy places the organism in Eukaryota, Metazoa, Chordata, Mammalia, Rodentia, Muridae.
GAGUAGCUCACAACUCUAGGUGGCUGAGGUCAGAAGCGCUCUGCAGGCAGAGUCCCUAAAUCUCUGCAAGUUUCUGGGCUCCCUGUCCUGGGGCUUAUUGGUCCCAGCUAGGGGGCCCUAGUCUUCUAAGCCACAGAGCUGCAUAGACUGCUAUCCUUCCGGCCAUGUCUGUGCUUGCACAGACGGACUGCUAGCGAGCCAGAGUCCGGCAGUGGCCAGUUGAGGUUGGGAGUCACCAACUGGCGAGUCUGGCUUGAGGAUGGCGGAAGCAAGGCCCCCUCCAGCAAGGCUCCUUGCAGCAAGAUCCCCUCGGGCUCCGCUCCCUCCAGCAGGAUGCCCUCCCGCUCCCGCUCCGACCCUCGCCUCUCAGUGGCUGGCCUUAAGGCACUUGCGUAAGGCUGCCGCCAAUGCACCCAAGCCUAGGAAUGUCCAUCUGAAUCGGGACAAUUGUACUUUCGUGCCGUUCACGCAGGCGGUCCCGGUGCAGGUGGACAUGGCCAUGGCCCUGCAUCGUGUUAGGAUCGCGGAGAAGUAUGGGAAGAACUACCUCUGCUUGCUGCAAGCAGUCUUCCUCGCAGAAACUGGGCUGAUCCUCCAGUUAAAGGACAUCAGUCAUUUCCUAAUGCAAGACAUUGCCUUCCUGUCUGGUGGCCGGGGAAGGGACAAUGCUUGGAUCAUUACAUUUCCAGAAAACUGUAACUUCAGAUACAUACAAGAAGAAGUAAUUGCAAAAGUGCUCAAUUAUUUGACAUCUAUUGCAAGGCAAAGUGGAUCUGACUCCCGAUUUACUAUUAUUCUGGAUCGAAGAUUGGAUACAUGGUCUUCCCUCAAAAUUUCUCUCCAGAAAAUCUCAGCCUCUUUCCCUGGGAGCUUACACUUAGUCCUGGUUUUGCGUCCUACCAGUUUUCUUCAACGGACUUUCACGGACAUUGGAUUUCGAUUUAGCCAGGAGGAUUUUAUGCUGAAAUUGCCAGUUGUUAUGCUGAGCUCAGUUAGUGAUUUGCUGGCAUACAUUGAUGACAAGCAGUUAACCCCUGAGUUAGGCGGCACCUUGCAUUACUGCCACAGUGAAUGGAUCAUCUUCAGAAAUGCCAUAGAGAAGUUUGCUAUCGCAGUGAAAGAAAUGGCUCAGAUGUUGCAAUCCUUUGGAACAGAACUGGCUGAAACAGAGCUACCAGAUGAUAUCCCUUCAAUACAAGCGAUUCUGGCAGAUCGUGCUGAAAGGUAUCAUCUGUUGAAGAAUGACUUAACUGCUGUAACCAAAGAAGGAAACGUCCUGCUCAUGAGCCUGCAAGUGUCUGACACUGAAGAAACUGGCAGUUCAAGUCUUGAAUGUCCUCCACACAUAAAUGGUGACUGGCAAACGAUUAAAAAGUUGCUGGCUCAGGUGCAUGAUAUGGAAACUGCUUUUGAUGGAUUUUGGGAAAAACAUCAGCUGAAAAUGGAGCAGUAUCUGCAACUGUGGAAGUUUGAACAAGACUUUCAAGAGGCUGUGACUCAAGUUGAAUUUUUAUUAAGUCAACAAAGAGAACUGGGUGAUCUAACAGGGAACUUAGCUCAAGUAAAACAAAGACUUAAAAGAAUAGAAAUCUUGGAUGAUAAAUCUCAGGAACUGUUAGCCAGGGCCCGGAUUGUUAUACUCCAUGGCCACAAACUGGCAUCGAAUCACCACUAUGCACUUGAUUUAAUCUGCCAGAGGUGCAAUGAGCUGCGCUACCUUUCUGAUAUUUUGGCUAAUGAGAUCAGAACAAAGCACAUCCAGCUAAGCAGGACUUUCAAAAUGCACAGACUCCUGCAGCAGGCACGCCAGUGCUGUGACCAAGGGGAAUGCCUCCUGGCUAACCGGGGAAUAGGUAAGUUUCAGACUAAAGAAGAUGCUCAGAAAGCCCUUCAGGAUGUGGACAAUUUCCUUCAAGUGGCCAUGCCCUUCAUCGACUAUGAUAUCGAAAACCUGCAAUAUGAAUUUGAUGUACUCCUAUCUCCUGAACUCAAGGCUCAAAUGCGGAAUAUACAACUAAAGCUUGAAAAUAUUCGAAGUGUAUUUGAGAACCAACAGGCCGGUUCUAAGAGCAUAAAAGAUCGACCUGAGGAGGCAGUCCUGAGUGUGAUUCCUACAUCUGAAAAUGUGAUAAGAUCCAGAACGAUAUUCUUUUCACCUAAAUAUGUGGGAAUUGGAUAUUCUUUCUUUCAAGCAUGUAAAAUUUUUUCAAAAGUGAAAAAGACUUGGAGACAGAUUCAAGCUCAGAGCAACAUGAAAAUCGAAGCCAUUCAGGAUAGCCAAGAGAAGAAGAAUUCUGAUCAGUCUCCCAAAUUGGACGAUAGCGUGGAUGUUUUAAAGAACCAUGUCCUGAAUGAGCUGAUACAGACAGAGAGGGCAUAUGUUCGAGAGCUCUUUAGUGUUUUGUUGGGCUACAGAUCUGAGAUGGACAAUCCACAGAUGUUUGAUCUCAUGCCACCUCUCCUGAGAAAUAAAAAGGAUGUUCUCUUUGGAAAUAUGGCAGAAAUAUAUGAAUUCCAUAACAACAUUUUCAUGAGCAGACUGGAAGAUUGCUCUGAUGCUCCAGAAAAAGUGGGAUCUUGCUUCCUGGAAAUGGAAUGUCAACGAAAAUUGAAACAUCGACUUGGUCUGGAUUCUUAUUUGCUCAAACCUGUUCAACGAAUCACUAAGUAUCAAUUGCUUUUAAAGGAGCUUUUAAAGUAUAGCAAAGAAGGUGAAGGAGCUACUAAAUUAAAGGAGGCACUUGACACAAUGCUGGAGCUGCUGAAGUCAGUGAAUGACUCCAUGCAUCAGACUGCCAUUAAUGGCUAUAUUGGAAAUAUGAACGAACUGGGCAGGAUGAUUCUUCAAGGUUCCUUCAGUGUUUGGCUAGGACACCGAAAAGGUGCUACAAAAAUGAAGGAGUUUGCACGGUUCAAACCCAUGCAGAGACACAUUUUCUUGUAUGAAAAAGCUGUUAUGUUUUGUAAGAAGCGUUUAGAAUCUGGAGAAGGUGCUGAUAGAUACCCGUCAUACACUUUUAAGCACUGCCUAAAAAUGGAAGAUGCUGGCAUCACAGAACAUGUGAAAGGUGAUAGCCGCAAAUUUGAACUAUGGUAUGGUGAGAAAGAAGAAAUUUACAUUGUUCAGGCUCCAAAUAUUGAUGUGAAGAUGUUAUGGCUAAAAGAAAUAAGAACAAUUUUGUUGAAGCAGCAGGAACUUAUAACUGCUAAACCCCAGCAGGAUCAGUUACAAGACCAGGACCUACUUUCUCUCCAGCAGCAGAAUGCUGAGCAAGGCGAAAGUCUUUUAAACGCCAUGGGAGCAGGAGCAGAAGUGGAACAAGCUGGUGCCCUGAUGGAGGUCAGGGAGGCAGCUGUGCUAGCUCAGGCAGAGGCAGAUUCUGCAGCUUGGAAUGAGAUGUUACCAUCUACAGAAGGCACUGCUGCAAGUGCUGAACAUUCAUACACCUCUUUCUCCCCUAACAAUGACAAUGGAGAAGAUAGGCUGCAAAUGGGACCCAUGUCGGAGGUGUUGGCCCAGUGGUAAAGAAGCCCCAGCGCCAGCUGGCAAGCUGCUCUACCUGCCUGCUUCUCAGCCAAUGUGGAGAAAACACCCCUCAAAAGAGUUUCAGUCCAAAGGAUGGGAUUCGUUUCCAGGUUAAUAUAUUUAAACAUGCACAAAACCUACUGCAUAUACUUCUUUCUAUCACUUAAAAAACGUUUUACUUCUACUCCUUUUUAUUCCUUAAAUUGCAUAAGUGUGUAAGACAUUGUGCUGGAUAAAAUUUCAUCUCAGAAUAUUUUUGACUUGAAAAUCGUUUCUUCCCUGUCUACUUUGCAACCAAAUGCAAUCAGCGUGCCUUGAAUUAUUUAGCUUAUUAUUAAUUAAGUUAAACUGACCGCUGUAGAAUAGUUGAGGCCAAGUGGAGCACAACGUUAUGAUUUAAAGCGCUUUUUACAUCCAGCGCUCCUUUAACCCAUGUAAGACAAUGGCAGAGUUCAGAAGUCUGGGGGGUGGGGGUCAUUAGUAAAUUGUCUUCAGGGCUAUUGCCUUUUCUAUGUGCCAAGAUGAACUUUUCCUGAGAGUAGUUUACAAAUUGCAUUUAAAAUGUAAUAUUUUCAUGCUUGUUUCUUUUUCUGAAUUCAUGCAUAUGAUUCAUGUAGCCAAUUAGUUGUGCUCUAUUAUCUUCUGUACAUUUCAUGCUGUAAUCUUUUUUUCCAAAUAAAAAUGAAACCUUCAGGUUCCACAAGUUGA